AAAAACUUUUUUAAAGCAUAAUAUACUAAUGCACACUGAACACCUACGCUUUCGUCCCCUCGUAACCAACCAACCUGCCACUUCACGCGUCACACAAUGCUGCGCGCUCUAGCGGCUUCUUCCUCCGCCUGUUUCGCCUCUCCUAUUCUCGAUUCUUCUUCUUCUUCUAUCUCAAAACCCUUCUUUUCUCUCUCUAAGCCUUUCCUUUCUCUCUCUAAGCCCUCCCCGUUUCCUCGAAACACCAGACGCUUCUCUUUCUACAAAGCUCCCAUGAACAUCCUUAACAAGCUUGGCUUCGGCACCAAAUCCUCAGACCCAUCCGCCACGGACUCCUCCAUCCCUCAGGGCCCAGACGACGAUGUUCCAGCUCCAGGCCAGCAGUUCGCCCAAUUCGGCGCCGGAUGCUUCUGGGGAGUCGAAUUGGCGUUCCAGAGAGUGUCGGGCGUGACCAAGACUGAAGUGGGUUAUAGUCAGGGGAUUUUGCAUAAUCCGACCUACGAGGAUGUUUGCACCGGGACUACAGGUCACAACGAGGUGGUGAGGGUGCAAUAUGAUCCCAAAGCGGGUAGCUAUGAGAGUCUGCUUGAUGCUUUCUGGGCUAGGCAUGACCCCACCACCCUGAAUCGCCAGAUGCAUCAUUUUGUAUACCGAAAACCCUUGAAGCUUGAACUUUCAAAAAGACCAGAAGGGGUUGGAUUGGAAGGUAUAGUGUUUUCUCAAUACGUUUUGACAUUAGCCAAUCUCAAAUUGUUGGGGACAUUAAUGACAUUAGCCCAUUUAUCUGCUGAAGCUGUUGUGUUUUUUUCUUUAAAACCGUCCUAUUGCUUUUGACGUUCUAGGAAAAUGUCUGGAUGUAAACAGAUUUUUAAUGUCAAUUCUGAUAACCGUGAGGCAUCCACCCGCUGUCAUCCUGUAUGGGCUUUGUAUUCUAAAUACUAUCUUGGUUUGAUGGUAGAUCAGAACUGAAAUUUCAUUAUCUUUUGUUACAAGUAUGAGUCAUUGAUUCUUUUGAGAUUGCAUUUGCAGGUGAUUUUUCGUAGUUAUGCUAAUAGGUCACAAUUGUCAAAAGUCAUUUUCUCCAUGUAAAUUUUCAUGAGCAUCAUCUCACUCGUAGGUACUGAUUUACUAAAUGUUCACCUGGAUGGAUUAAUUACUCAACCUAGUAAUUGAUUGUGCUCUGAAUUUUAAUCAUUUUCAAUUUGUGCAUAUUGUUGUAAGUGGAAUUCUGUGUGGCUGCCUGGCUUGUCAUUUUUGCGAAUGCUUACACACUGU
Tripterygium wilfordii is the source of this 1272-nucleotide messenger RNA. RefSeq names its product peptide methionine sulfoxide reductase A1-like. Bases 97 to 831 code for a protein of 244 amino acids. The record is from RefSeq and is a predicted model, not a curated record. The transcript is spliced from 3 exons. NCBI's taxonomy places the organism in Eukaryota, Viridiplantae, Streptophyta, Magnoliopsida, Celastrales, Celastraceae. Gene Ontology annotation, molecular function: peptide-methionine (S)-S-oxide reductase activity.